CCAUCGGAGCCCUUUCUAGAGAAACCAGUGCCGGAUAUGACUCAGGUUAGUGGACCGAACGCUCAGCUAGUGAACAGUGAUGAUUACCUGCUGUCAGUAGAACAGCAGCCGCAGCAAAAGAAGAAGAAAAAGAAAAACAACCACAUCGUUGCAGAGGAUCCCAGUAAAAGUUUUGGUAAAGAUGACUUCCCUGGUGGGGUUGAUAACCAAGAACUAAACAGGAACUCACUAGAUGGGUCCCAAGAAGAGAAAAAGAAAAAGAAAAGGCCGAAGGCAAAAAAAGAUCCCAAGGAACCGAAAGAACCCAAGGAGAAAAAAGAGCCCAAGGAACCCAAGACCCCGAAAGCCCCUAAGAUUCCCAAAGAGCCAAAGGAAAAGAAAGCAAAAACUGCCACGCCAAAACCCAAAUCCAGCAAAAAGUCAAGUAAUAAGAAACCUGAUUCAGAAGCAAGUGCUUUGAAGAAAAAGGCCAACAAGGGAAAAACAGAAGGUUCUGAGAAUUCAGACUUAGACAAAACACCCCCAUCAUCUCCUCCUGAAGAAGACGAGGACCCAGGUGUUCAGAAGAGACGGUCCAGCAGGCAGGUGAAGAGAAAGCGGUACACCGAGGACUUGGAGUUCAAGAUCUCCGACGAGGAGGCCGAUGACGCAGACGCUGCUGGGAGAGACUCGCCCUCCACAACCUCGCAGUCGGAGCCGCAGGAAUCUGUUGACGCAGACGGUCCAGUGGUAGAAAAAAUUAUGAGUAGUCGUUCAGUAAAAAAACAGAAGGAAUCUGGAGAAGAGGUAGAAGUUGAGGAGUUCUACGUGAAAUACAAAAACUUCUCUUAUCUUCAUUGUCAAUGGGCAUCUGUAGCAGAUCUGGAAAAAGAUAAGAGAAUUCAGCAAAAGAUUAAACGAUUUAAGGCAAAGCAGGGCCAGAAUAAAUUCCUCUCAGAGAUUGAAGAUGAGCUUUUUAAUCCAGAUUACGUGGAGGUUGACCGGAUAAUGGACUUUGCACGUAGCACAGAUGACCGGGGAGAGCCUGUGACUCACUACCUGGUGAAGUGGUGCUCACUGCCUUAUGAAGACAGCACGUGGGAGCUGAGGCAGGACAUAGACCAAGCCAAGAUCGAAGAGUUUGAGAAGCUGCUGUCCCGGGAGCCGGAAACAGAGCGCGUGGAGCGACCUCCUGCUGAUGACUGGAAGAAAUCGGAGAGUUCCAGGGAGUAUAAAAACAAUAACAAACUCAGGGAAUACCAGUUGGAGGGAGUAAACUGGCUACUUUUCAAUUGGUACAACAUGCGAAACUGCAUUUUAGCAGAUGAAAUGGGUUUGGGGAAAACUAUCCAGUCCAUUACAUUUCUCUAUGAGAUAUAUUUGAAAGGAAUCCAUGGCCCUUUUUUAGUAAUUGCCCCAUUGUCCACAAUCCCCAACUGGGAAAGGGAAUUCCGGACCUGGACAGAGUUGAACGUGGUUGUGUAUCAUGGGAGUCAAGCUAGUCGUCGGACCAUUCAGUUGUAUGAAAUGUACUUCAAAGAUCCCCAGGGUCGAGUGAUAAAGGGGUCCUAUAAGUUUCAUGCCAUCAUCACUACGUUUGAGAUGAUUCUGACCGAUUGUCCUGAGCUGCGGAAUAUUCCCUGGCGCUGCGUGGUCAUUGAUGAAGCCCACAGGCUGAAGAAUCGGAACUGCAAGCUGUUGGAGGGACUCAAGCUGAUGGACUUGGAGCACAAAGUGCUGCUGACAGGGACCCCGCUCCAGAACACCGUGGAAGAGCUCUUCAGCCUGCUUCACUUCUUGGAACCAGGUCGAUUCCCUUCGGAAACCACCUUCAUGCAAGAAUUUGGUGAUCUGAAAACCGAAGAACAGGUGCAAAAACUCCAGGCUAUUCUAAAGCCAAUGAUGUUGAGACGUCUCAAAGAGGACGUGGAAAAGAACUUGGCCCCCAAGGAAGAAACGAUCAUCGAAGUCGAGCUAACAAACAUUCAGAAGAAAUAUUACCGAGCCAUCCUUGAGAAGAAUUUUACGUUUCUUUCCAAAGGUGGUGGUCAAGCUAACGUACCCAACCUUUUAAACACUAUGAUGGAAUUACGGAAGUGCUGCAAUCAUCCCUACCUUAUUAACGGUGCUGAGGAGAAGAUUUUGGAAGAGUUUAAAGAAGCACACAACGCCGACUCCGCAGAUUUUCAGCUCCAGGCGAUGAUCCAGGCUGCUGGGAAGCUCGUGCUGAUCGACAAGCUGCUGCCCAAGCUGAAGGCCGGCGGCCACAGGGUGCUCAUCUUCUCCCAGAUGGUGCGCUGCCUGGACAUCCUGGAAGACUACCUCAUUCAGAGACGGUACCCGUACGAAAGGAUCGACGGCCGGGUCAGAGGGAACCUCCGCCAGGCAGCUAUCGACAGGUUCUCCAAACCUGACUCUGAUAGGUUUGUUUUCCUCCUGUGUACAAGGGCAGGAGGUUUAGGCAUUAAUCUUACUGCUGCUGAUACCUGCAUCAUCUUUGAUUCCGACUGGAAUCCCCAAAAUGAUCUCCAGGCUCAGGCUAGGUGUCAUAGAAUAGGACAGAGCAAAUCUGUGAAAAUCUACAGGCUGAUUACAAGGAAUUCUUACGAGAGGGAGAUGUUCGACAAAGCUAGCUUGAAGCUCGGUCUGGAUAAAGCGGUCCUGCAGUCCAUGAGCGGAAGAGAAAACGCUCCCAACGGGGUACAACAGCUUUCCAAGAAAGAAAUAGAGGAUCUUCUCCGGAAAGGGGCCUAUGGUGCCCUCAUGGAUGAGGAGGACGAAGGGUCUAAAUUCUGCGAAGAAGAUAUCGACCAGAUUCUCCUCCGGCGAACCCACACCAUCACCAUCGAGUCUGAGGGAAAGGGUUCCACGUUUGCUAAGGCCAGUUUUGUUGCAUCUGGAAACAGGACAGAUAUUUCCUUGGAUGAUCCAAAUUUCUGGCAAAAGUGGGCUAAGAAGGCGGAAUUGGAUAUUGAUGCCUUAAAUGGGAGGAACAACCUGGUUAUUGACACUCCCAGAGUCAGGAAGCAGACCAGGCUGUACAGUGCAGUGAAGGAGGAUGAGCUGAUGGAAUUUUCAGACCUGGAGAGCGAUUCUGAAGAGAAGCCCUGCACGAAGCCACGGCGGCCGCAGGACAGGUCCCAGGGCUAUGCCAGGAGCGAGUGCUUCAGAGUAGAGAAGAACCUGCUUGUCUAUGGCUGGGGGCGCUGGACAGACAUCCUUUCCCAUGGCCGCUACAAGCGUCCGCUCAGCGAGCAGGACGUGGAAACCAUCUGCAGGACUAUCCUCGUGUACUGCCUCAACCACUACCGGGGGGACGAGAACAUCAAGAGCUUCAUCUGGGAUCUGAUCACGCCCACGGCCGAUGGCCAGACGCGAGCCCUGGUCAACCAUUCCGGUUUAUCAGCCCCGGUGCCCAGGGGGCGGAAGGGCAAAAAGGUGAAAGCCCAGAGCUCGCACCCGGUGGUGCAGGACGCUGACUGGCUGGCCGGCUGCAACCCAGAUGCCCUGUUCCAGGAGGACAGCUACAAGAAGCACCUGAAGCACCACUGCAACAAGGUCCUGCUGCGUGUCCGCAUGCUGUACUACCUGAGACAAGAAGUGAUAGGAGACCAGGCGGAGAAGAUCCUAGAGGGCGCCGACUCAAGUGAAGCUGAUGUGUGGAUACCUGAGCCUUUCCACGCGGAAGUCCCCACAGAUUGGUGGGAUAAGGAAGCUGAUAAGUCCCUCCUGAUUGGAGUGUUCAAGCACGGGUACGAGAAGUACAAUUCCAUGCGAGCUGACCCCGCGCUGUGCUUCCUGGAACGAGUUGGUAUGCCCGAUGCCAAGGCCAUCGCUGCCGAGCAGAGAGGAACAGACAUGCUAGCAGAUGGCGGUGAUGGGGGAGAAUUUGAUAGAGAAGAUGAAGACCCAGAAUAUAAACCAACCAGAACGCCGUUCAAGGAUGAAAUAGAUGAAUUUGCAAAUUCUCCUCCAGAAGAUAAGGAAGAACCCAUGGAAAUACGCGGCCCAGGCAAGCACAGCGAGGGCAGCGCUGAGUUGGGCCAGCUGUACUGGCCCAAUACCUCGACCCUGACCACCCGUCUGCGUAGGCUCAUUACCGCCUAUCAGCGCAGCUAUAAAAGGCAGCAGAUGAGGCAGGAGGCCCUGAUGAAGACCGACCGGCGGAGACGGCGGCCCCGGGAGGAAGUGCGGGCCCUGGAAGCUGAAAGGGAGGCUAUAAUAUCGGAGAAACGGCAGAAGUGGACGAGACGGGAAGAGGCCGACUUUUACCGCGUGGUGUCCACGUUUGGGGUUAUUUUUGACCCGGCGAAACAGCAGUUCGACUGGAACCAAUUCCGAGCCUUUGCCAGGCUUGACAAGAAGUCCGACGAGAGCCUGGAGAAGUAUUUCAGCUGCUUCGUGGCCAUGUGCCGGCGGGUGUGUCGCGUGCCCGCCAAGCCAGAUGGCGUUCGCAAAGGCCAGCUUACACCUACCCUCCAAAAGGACUCACUUCAAUUCCUGGGACACAUCAGAGCGUUGCAGGAGGGCGGCGGGAAGGACCGGAAGCAGGACCCCGAGGCCGAGGCCGAGCCCGGCCCUGGGAAGAGCGAUCCGAGAGGAGCGGAGGUCGGUGCGGACGUGGGGCCCAAGUCCAUUUCAGAAAAGGGUUCCGAGGAGGACGAAGAGGAAAAGCUGGAGGAUGAUGACAAGUCAGAAGAGUCUUCCCAGCCCGAAGCAGGAACUGUCUCGAGAGGGAAGAAUUUUGAUGAAGAGAGCAAUGCUUCCAUGAGCACUGCUAGGGAUGAGACCCGAGACGGAUUCUACAUGGAGGAUGGAGAUCCGUCCGUAGCUCAGCUCCUUCAUGAAAGAACGUUUGCCUUCUCAUUUUGGCCUAAGGAUCGAGUAAUGAUAAACCGAUUAGACAACAUCUGUGAAGCAGUGUUGAAAGGCAAAUGGCCGGUAAAUAGGCGCCAGAUGUUUGAUUUCCAGGGCCUCAUCCCCGGCUACACGGCCCCCACUGCCGACUGUCCCCUGCAGAAGAGGAGCCUGGCCGAGCUCUCCGUGGUGGGCCAGGCGAGCAUCAGCGGCAGCGAGGACCUCACCGCUUCCCCUCAGUUGUCCAAGGAAGACGCCCUCAGCCUCUCCGCCCCUCGCCAGCGGAGGAGAAGGAGGAGGAAGAUCGAAAUCGAGGCCGAAAGAGCUGCCAAGCGGCGAAACCUCAUGGAGAUGGUUGCCCAGCUGCGGGAGAAUCAGGUGGUCUCGGAAAAUGGACACGAGAAAGUUGUCGAUUUAUCAAAGGCCUCGAGAGAGGCAGCAAGCUCUACCUCAAAUGUUUCAUCUCUUACUUCAAAGUUUAUCUUGCCUAAUGUCUCGGCGCCCAUGUCUGAUGCCUUUAAGACUCAAAUGGAGCUGCUCCAGGCAGGCCUGUCCCGCACGCCCGCCAGGCAUCUGCUCAACGGCUCCCUCGUGGACGGAGAGCCUCCCAUGAAGAGGAGGCGGGGAAGGAGGAAAAACGUGGAGGGCCUCGACCUGCUGUUCAUGAGCCACAAACGGACGUCAUUGAGUGCAGAGGAUGCUGAGGUGACCAAAGCUUUUGAAGAAGAUAUAGAGACCCCACCUACAAGAAACGUUCCUUCUCCUGGACAGCUGGACCCAGACACGCGGAUCCCAGUUAUAAAUCUCGACGAUGGGACUAGGCUGGCGGGGGAAGAAGCUCCUAAAAAUAAGGACUUAGUUGAAUGGCUGAAGCUGCAUCCCGCUUACACUGUUGAUACGCCAAGUUACGUACCAAAGAAUGCAGAUGUGCUGUUUUCCUCAUUUCAGAAACCGAAACAGAAACGACACAGAUGUCGAAACCCUAAUAAAUUGGAUAUAAACACUUUGACAGGAGAAGAAAGGGUGCCUGUUGUCAAUAAACGAAAUGGGAAGAAGAUGGGUGGAGCUAUGGCGCCUCCGAUGAAGGAUCUACCCCGGUGGCUGGAAGAAAACCCCGAGUUUGCAGUUGCCCCAGACUGGACCGAUAUAGUCAAGCAGUCUGGUUUCGUUCCUGAGUCGAUGUUUGACCGUCUUCUCACCGGACCCGUGGUGCGGGGAGAAGGGGCGAGCCGGCGGGGACGGAGGCCCAAAAGUGAAAUCGCCCGCGCAGCCGCUGCCGCCGUGGCCUCCACGUCGGGCAUCAACCCCCUGCUGGUGAACAGCCUGUUCGCUGGGAUGGACCUGACGAGCCUGCAGAGCCUCCAGAACCUCCAGUCUCUGCAGCUGGCCGGCCUCAUGGGCUUCCCUCCGGGACUGGCCACGGCCACGGCUGCUGCCGCCGCCGCCGGAGGCGACGCCAAGAACCCGGCCGCCGUGCUGCCCCUGGUGCUGCCGGGCGUGGCCGGCCUGCCCAGCAUGUUCGGGCUGGGCGGGCUGCUCAACACCCCGCUGUCCGCCGCCGCCGCCGCCGCCGCCGCCGCCGCCGCCGCCGCUGCCGGCAACACCGCUGCCGCGGCCGGCCCCGCGGAGCCGGAAGACGGCGCGUGCAAAGCGGAGGAGAAGGGCAGCGAGAACGAGGACGAGAACAAGGACUCGGAGAAAAGCACAGACGCCGUUCCGGGCCCAGACUCCGCGAAUGGAUCUGUUGGUGCUGCUACUGCCCCGGCCGGCCUGCCCUCCAACCCGCUCGCCUUCAACCCCUUCCUCCUGUCCACCAUGGCCCCGGGCCUCUUCUACCCGUCCAUGUUUCUACCUCCGGGACUGGGGGGAUUGACGCUGCCGGGCUUCCCCGCCUUGGCGGGACUGCAGAACGCCGUGGGCUCCGGCGACGACAAGGCUCCCGACAAGGCCGAGGGGGGUGCCUUUCAGGAAGAGGAGACCCUCGAGGGCAGCGACGCCGAGGAGAGCCUGGACAAGACGGCGGAGUCCUCAGUCUUAGAAGACGAGAUAGCACAGGGCGAAGAGCUAGACUCACUCGACGGGGGGGACGAAAUAGAAAACAAUGAAAAUGAUGGAUAA
Molecule: messenger RNA, 6954 nt
Organism: Lipotes vexillifer (Yangtze River dolphin)
Lineage: Eukaryota; Metazoa; Chordata; Mammalia; Artiodactyla; Lipotidae
Gene: CHD7
Product: chromodomain helicase DNA binding protein 7
Exons: 36
Coding region: 37-6954 (2305 amino acids)
Molecular function (GO): ATP binding; protein binding
Source: RefSeq, a predicted model, not a curated record